Molecule: messenger RNA, 1248 nt
Organism: Aspergillus ruber CBS 135680
Lineage: Eukaryota; Fungi; Ascomycota; Eurotiomycetes; Eurotiales; Aspergillaceae
Product: putative plasma membrane SNARE protein (Sec9)
Exons: 2
Coding region: 1-1248 (415 amino acids)
Biological process (GO): exocytosis; vesicle fusion
Cellular component (GO): plasma membrane; SNARE complex
Molecular function (GO): syntaxin binding; SNAP receptor activity
Source: RefSeq, a predicted model, not a curated record
AUGGGCCUCUUCAAGAAAUCCGACGACGGCGACGACUCCAACCGCCGUGCCCUCUUCGGCCGCAAGAACAAAAGCCCCCCAGCAAACCCCUACGCCAAACCCAUCCCAACAAACGCCUACACCAAAGCCAAGAUCGAAGCCGGCGUGGCUCCCCUCCCCGCCGGUGAGCAACCACUCGCCGGAGACAAGACCCCUGCCGCGACCGCAACCGCACCCAUCGCAGCCUCCGCCGGUCCUGCUGGAGGAUACACACCGAACAAAUAUGGUAAUCAGGGCGGAUACGGAACAGAUCGAUUCGGCGGUGGGGGUGGUGCCGCCGCUGCGCGCUCUGGAGGCUAUGGAGGUCUAGGCAGUGACCCCAACGACCCCGGCGAUGCCAGUCGAGACGCACUCUUCGGCGGAGCAAGAGAUCGAGUACAGCAACAGCAACCCGGCGCUCCCCCGCCAUACGAAGAAGGAGGAAAUGCCGCGGGAGCUGCAUAUGGAGGUGGCUACGGCGGCGGCAGCAACGAUUACAACAACGUGUACCAGGAGCGCCAGCUCACCGCGGAGGAAGAAGAAGAGGAGGAAAUCCAAGCCAUCAAGCAGGAGAUGCGCUUCGUCAAGCAAGGCGAUGUAGCAUCGACCCGCAACGCCCUCCGAAUCGCCGCGCAGGCGGAAGAAACCGGCCGUGAAACCCUCGCCCGUCUAGGCGCGCAGGGAGAAACCAUCCAUGACACAGAGCGCAACCUCGAUCUCGCCACAAUCGAGGGCCGUGUUGCGCAGGAAAAAGCCCGUGAACUCAAAACGCUCAACAAGAGCAUGUUUCACGUCCAUGUUGCCAACCCCUUCACCGCUUCGCGCCGCCGCCGCGAGCGCGAGGAACUCGUCCUCAACACCCAUCGCCAGGACCGUGAUACCCGCGAGGGCACCCGGAGUGAGGCGUUUCAGACUAACCAGCGUAUGGACCGCACUUUCCGUGAGAUCGACAAGGAGGGCAAGCGGCCCGCCGGCAAGGCGCGUGCCAAUGUCACAGAGCGCGCGAAGUACCAGUUCGAAGCGGACAGCGAGGACGAGGGGAUGGAGGACGAGAUCGAGCAGAACUUGGAACUAUUACAUGGUGCUGCGGGUCGAAUGAAUGGCCUUGCCCGCGCGACUGGUCGUGAGAUCAGUGAACAGAAUAGACACCUGGAACGAAUUGCUGGAAAGAGCGACUUCGUCGACGACCAACUGGCCAUGAACAGAGACAGACUGGACCGAAUUCGUUAA